Messenger RNA from Effrenium voratum, 1560 nucleotides. The record is from the annotation of a GenBank genome assembly. NCBI's taxonomy places the organism in Eukaryota, Dinophyceae, Suessiales, Symbiodiniaceae.
UGCAUACCAAUUUAUGAUUCUAUGGCAUGACGCGAUGGAACGCUUCAGAAGCACCAGUACUUCUGACAGUGAGGAGGCAGAUCCACGCCUCUGCCGUGGCGGGUUUUUGCACGGGCAGGUGCAACCCUGGCUGGCACUGGCCACGGGAGGUGCCUUGGUUGCAAGCUGCCUGGUGUUGACGCUGGUGGCCACGGAAGUGUGGCAGCUUCUGGCAGCUGUUAGUGCGUGGCAAGCAGGGCCAAAGUUGCCCCAAGUUCCUGCAGUGCACGCCUCCUGUCCGUGUGAUUGUGAGCAUGGGCCCAACGAUGACCAUGACGCCACCACACAGGCAGAGAAGUGUCGCGCAGGUGACGCCUGCUUCUUCGGAGCAGGCUGGUGCGCUCGCAGGACAGGCCGCGCGAGCCCGCAGCCUGCCCUCGGGGAGUGCAUCAAGCGGAGAUGCGGGGGCCCGCGGGCGGAGAGCUUCGACAGCGGGUGCGACCGGGCCAAAGAGCCUCCCUUCGGCGUGACCUGGCUGGUGAAGAACUUUCCCCAGAAGGUGCGUGAGGUCUUUAAGGACGGCGCCCCGGGAGUGAAUCGGCACAUGAACGCGCCAGGCGGCUCCAUGGACGCCAGCGGGCUCCACGGAUUGCGCCUCACCAUCAGCGAUGACCUGAUCGAUACCUUGAACGCCAGCCUGAGCCGUUUGUCCAUGGUCUGGCGCGUGGGUUGUUGGCCGCCCUCUCGGUACUUGGUGGCCAGUGGCGCGGUCACGGUCUCCUCUGGCUGGGUGCGCCUAAAUGCGGCCGGGCGACAGGUGGAGGUGCACAUUUCCGAUGGGCUUGUGUACGUCAAGGACCUUCGAGUUGAGAUCAGCUGCCCUGGAGGCAACUUCACCAUCGCCGGCUUCGGGGACGGCGCCUUGCGCGACGGGACCCUCACUGCCGCCACCCUAGAGGUGGAUCCGCAGACCCGCGUGUCAGGACUGCGGUGCCAGGGCGGGUGGGGCCUCUUCUGCUGGCUGGUGGCACGGCUGGCGCCGGCGGAGCUGAUGCGGAGCUGGUUGCCCACCUUGCUGGUCUACGCCAUCUCUGGGUGCACGGGCAUGGUGUUGGGCCCCGGGUGCCAGAGCCGCAACUCCUUCGCCCUGCUGACCUACACCCACAAGGACUGCUGCGAGGCGGCCUACCGGGACGACUACACCGGCUGCCUGGUGGGAGGUCAGUUCAACGGCAGGCUCAUGCCCAGCCAGGGCUUGGUUCAAGGCGUGGAAUGCGAGUACAGCAAGGACGCCAUGGCCUUCCAAGCCCGGUGCGAAGACGUGCCUGGCAGCUACAGCCAGAAGUGGCCCGGGGUGUGCUGGGAGGCCGAUAUGGUCUGGCGCGCUCCGGAGACACCGGGCUUCGACGGCCAACACCUCCGCACCCAGAUCUGGCGAAGCGCGCGCUGGCUGCUGGCUUGGGAGCUCUCAUUGAUGCUGGCCUUGGUGGUUCUUCCGGUGGUGCUGCUGGUCGGCUGCCUGGCGCUUCGCCGGGGCGCUUCUGAGCGUGAGUGGCAGCGCAUAAGCAAGGAGUGACCGUG